Molecule: messenger RNA, 3221 nt
Organism: Ochotona princeps (American pika)
Lineage: Eukaryota; Metazoa; Chordata; Mammalia; Lagomorpha; Ochotonidae
Gene: PATZ1
Product: POZ/BTB and AT hook containing zinc finger 1
Exons: 5
Coding region: 3-2066 (687 amino acids)
Biological process (GO): negative regulation of transcription by RNA polymerase II; regulation of immune system process; regulation of cytokine production
Cellular component (GO): nucleus
Molecular function (GO): DNA-binding transcription factor activity, RNA polymerase II-specific; RNA polymerase II cis-regulatory region sequence-specific DNA binding; protein binding
Source: RefSeq, a predicted model, not a curated record
CCAUGGAGCGGGUGAACGACGCUUCCUGCGGCCCGUCGGGCUGCUACACUUACCAGGUGAGCCGGCACAGCACGGAGAUGCUGCACAACUUGAACCAGCAGCGCAAGAACGGCGGGCGCUUCUGCGACGUGCUCUUGCGGGUGGGCGACGAGAGCUUCCCCGCGCACCGCGCCGUGCUGGCCGCCUGCAGCGAGUACUUCGAGUCCGUGUUCAGCGCCCAGUUGGGCGACGGUGGAGCCGGCGAUGGGGGUCCCGCUGACGUGGGUGGCGCGGCGGCAGCCCCUGGCGGCGGGGCUGGGGGCAGCCGGGAGUUGGAGAUGCACACCAUCAGCUCCAAGGUAUUCGGCGAUAUCCUGGACUUCGCCUACACUUCCCGCAUCGUGGUGCGCCUGGAGAGCUUCCCCGAGCUGAUGACGGCCGCCAAGUUCCUGCUGAUGAGGUCGGUCAUUGAGAUCUGCCAGGAGGUCAUCAAGCAGUCGAACGUGCAGAUCCUGGUGCCCCCUGCCCGGGCCGACAUCAUGCUCUUCCGCCCCCCUGGGACCUCGGACUUGGGCUUUCCUUUGGACAUGACCAACGGGGCGGCCUUAGCUGCCAACAGCAAUGGCAUUGCGGGCAGCAUGCAACCUGAGGAGGAGGCGGCCAGGGCGGCUGGCGCAGCCAUCGCCAGCCAAGCCUCCCUGCCUGUACUACCUGGGGUGGACCGCUUGCCCAUGGUGGCCGGACCCCUGUCCCCCCAGCUAUUGGCCUCCCCGUUCCCCAAUGUGGCAUCCAGUGCUCCUCCACUGACUGGCAAGCGAGGCCGGGGCCGCCCGAGGAAGGCCAACCUGCUGGACUCUAUGUUUGGGUCCCCAGGGGGCCUGAGGGAGGCGGGCAUCCUCCCCUGCGGGCUGUGCGGGAAGGUGUUCACAGAUGCCAACCGGCUCCGGCAGCACGAGGCCCAGCACGGGGUCACCAGCCUCCAGCUGGGCUAUAUCGACCUCCCUCCUCCGCGGCUGGGUGAGAACGGGCUGCCCAUCUCUGAGGACCCUGACGGCCCCCGCAAGAGGAGCCGGACGAGAAAGCAGGUGGCUUGCGAUAUCUGUGGCAAGAUCUUCCGCGAUGUGUACCAUCUCAACCGGCACAAGCUCUCCCACUCUGGGGAGAAGCCCUACUCCUGCCCCGUGUGCGGGCUUCGCUUCAAGAGGAAAGACCGCAUGUCUUACCACGUGCGGUCCCACGAUGGCUCCGUGGGCAAGCCCUACAUCUGCCAGAGCUGUGGCAAAGGCUUCUCCAGGCCCGAUCACUUGAACGGACAUAUCAAGCAGGUGCACACCUCUGAGCGGCCUCACAAGUGUCAGACCUGCAAUGCUUCUUUUGCCACCCGAGACCGUCUGCGCUCCCACCUGGCCUGUCACGAAGACAAGGUGCCCUGCCAGGUGUGUGGGAAGUACCUGCGGGCAGCUUACAUGGCCGACCACCUGAAGAAGCACAGUGAGGGGCCCAGCAACUUCUGCAGUAUCUGUAACCGAGGUUUCUCCUCUGCCUCCUACUUAAAGGUCCAUGUUAAAACCCACCACGGUGUUCCCCUUCCCCAGGUCUCCAGGCACCAGGAGCCCAUCCCGAAUGGGGGAGCAGCGUUCCACUGCGCCAGGACCUAUGGCAACAAAGAAGGCCAGAAAUGCUCCCAUCAGGAUCCGAUUGAGAGCUCCGACUCCUAUGGUGACCUGUCCGAUGCCAGUGACCUGAAGACGCCGGAGAAGCAGAGUGCCAAUGGCUCCUUCUCCUGUGAGAUGGCAGUCCCCAAAAACAAAAUGGAGUCCGACGGGGAGAAGAAGUACCCGUGCCCGGAAUGUGGGAGCUUCUUCCGUUCUAAAUCCUACUUGAACAAACACAUCCAGAAGGUGCAUGUCCGAGCUCUCGGGGGCCCACUGGGGGACCUGGGCCCCGCCCUCAGCUCACCUUUCUCCCCUCAGCAGAACAUGUCUCUCCUUGAGUCCUUUGGGUUUCAGAUAGUGCAGUCGGCGUUUGCAUCAUCUUUAGUGGAUCCAGAGGUUGACCAGCAGCCCAUGGGGCCUGAGGGGAAGUGAGGCAGAUGUUGGGUCCCCAUGGGAAUGGCCCUAGGGCCUGCUGAGAAAUGCUGUGAAUGCGGAGGGAGAAGUGUUUUUGGGUUCUGUAGCUGAGAGAUUUUUAUUCGUUUUUUAACCUACCCACCCAACCCUAGCUCCAUCUCCCCUCUCUACCACCCGUCCCUCCAAUGGCCUUUAGAACUAGAUUUUCAUCUGAUACUUGGCAGAAAUGUCUGUGAGACCCGGUGGUUGGAGGUGAGGGGAGGACAAGGGCAGACAACACUACAUGAUGCGCCUUCCUGGCAACAUCAGUCCCACUUUCUCUGAGGUGGAAGCUGGAAUUCCUGGUGCUCAAUUUUUAGUGAUUUCCAAGCCCAUUCCUCCACCCCAACCCCAGCUCCAGAAGGCGCAUUCUGGGACCUCAGUGACUUUUUUGGUCCCUUCCCACCCUCUUUGAUUCAUCAUUCCCAUUCCCAUAUCCUUCACAAGAAACCACCACAGGAGGGUCUCUGCCCACUCAUACCUUGAUGCCCAGCUGUUUUUAAAGAAGCCAGAAGCCUACAGCAUCUCACGGACCAUGGGGUGAAUGUCCUCCAAGAGCCCUUCUGAGCUUAGCCCUUGGCCUUGAGGGCCCAACCCCUCCUGAGCCCGGCUUGGUGGCCACAAUUUUGCUGCUAGGACAAGCUCAGUUUUGAGGACACAGACACCCCCGUCACCCCAAAAUUCCAGUUCUUACAAGAUAUCUUAACCAUUUCAACUUGCUGUUGGGUUUUAAUUCUCUAAUUAUUAUUAUUAUUAUUAUUAUUGUUAUUAUUUUUUAGGACCAGUUGUAGUGAAUUGCUACUGAAAGCUAUCCCAGGUGAUACAGAGCUCUUUGUAAACCGCAGACACACGUUAGGGUUAGUAUUAAACCUUGUUUAGAUGUACCAUAAUUAACUCGGCUAGUCGAUUGUUUGAAGUCUAUGGAAGAAAUAGUUUUAUGCAAAGUUUAAAAGAAUGCCAGUCUGGUCAGGGAGGUAGGUAGAGCAUUCCAGUGAUGUUGGAAGCCAAGAAGGCAUGAGAGCCAGUCAGUAAGGAUGUUGUAUAACUGGGCUGUGUCAACAUAGGAGUGAGCCCGGGUUGAUCCUGUCGUGUGAAUUGGUCUGAUCAGACUGUAUUAAAAGCGUUAGUACGUUA